GGAGGCAGACAUGAGGCAGUGCUCUGUGAGUUAGAGCCCCGGCGGAGAGCUGCGGAGCUGAAAUGAAGCGCACACACACACGGAGGAGCGACUCACAGCAGCAGGAAGAAGAGAGGCUCUGAAGGAAGACUACUGCUCCAGGCUUGAAUGAAGGGCUCCGUCCAAUGCGGAGGAUAGCGCUCAUUCUGCUGCCCUGUGCUGUCGCCGUCCUGGUGCACUUGUGGUUGGCACAACGAUCCUCCUCCUCCUCCAACCCGCUGGACAACAACACCAACUCGGAUGAAUCACUACCUUUCUAUGAAGUUUUGGUGGGAGUGCUGUCAGCGAGACACCAUCAUGAACUGCGACAAGCGAUAAGAAAAACCUGGCUGGGCUACCUCCGAGAGCACCCUCACUUCCAGCACAGAGUCGGGGUGAAGUUCAUCGUGGGCGAACAUGGGUGUCCCAUUCCAGAGGAGGACAGGGAGGAUCCGUACUCCUGCUCCCUCCUGAACUUCACACAGCCAGUGGCAGGCCAGGAUGCGGAGAUAGAGAUCGUGACGGUGUCUGAUCCCUCGGUGCUCGCCCCCUCCGACGUGUCGGCCAUUGCCUUGGAUUUCAAGGUCCUCCACCCCGUGGUCAUCACUAGGCUGGGGGUGUUUCCCAGCGGGACCCGGCCCGAGCUUCAGAGCAAUGUGACGGUGAAGCUUCUCCAGCUGGACCAGGAGGAGGCUGUGGUCACUGCUCGCUUCAGUGCCAUCAGCACAGGGACCGAGGUGAGCGGGGUCUGGUACAAACCAGUGGAGCAGUUCAUCUUGCCUAAGGGUUUUGAGGGGACACUGGUCUGGGAGAAUAUGGACUCUGCUGGACUGACCACAGUCAACUCCUCCUCUGUGCAGCUAAAUGAUGGAGGCGGCGUCCUCAAGAUCUCCUCUAUCGCAGAGGGCGUAUUGCCUCAUAGAAGUGCGCUUGGAUUUCCCGGUUUGGCUGGAGGGUUCACAUUUACUAUCUAUGAUGAAGACGGUCUGUCGGGGCUCCUGCGGGGCCGCCCAGCCAGGAUGGAGCACCAUGCCUCCAGGCUGAGGCGGGAGGAUGCCGCCUUGCAGCAGGAGAGCCUCAGGCACGGCGACAUGGUGUUUGUAGACGUGGUCGACACCUACAGGAACGUGCCUUCCAAACUGCUUCAGUUCUAUAAAUGGUCUGUGGGAAACGCUGACUUUAAUCUGCUGCUGAAGACGGAUGAUGAUUGUUACAUCGACGUGGACUCGGUAUUAAUGAAGAUUGACCAUAAGGGUCUCAAGCGCAGCAAUUUCUGGUGGGGGAAUUUCAGGCAGAGCUGGGCAGUGGACCGCAUUGGGAAGUGGCAGGAGCUGGAGUACGCCAGUCCAGCCUACCCGGCGUUUGCCUGCGGCUCAGGCUAUGUGGUCUCCCGUGACUUGGUCCAGUGGCUCGCCAGUAAUGCAGAUAAACUGAAGGCCUACCAGGGAGAAGAUGUGAGCAUGGGGAUAUGGAUGGCAGCUGUUGGACCACAAAAAUAUCAGGACCCCGGCUGGCUGUGUGAGAAAGAGUGCUACCUGGACAUGCUGUCGUCUCCCCAACACACCGCCGAGGAGCUGCACAUCCUCUGGGACAGGAAGAGGGCCUGUGGAGACCCCUGUGGGUGUCCCUGGGGCCACUAAAUCUGGCUCUCGCCACGCGGCACUGUGGGUAAAAUACACUCGGCAUUAGUUCAGUUACUGUGGUUUCCUUAAAACCCCAAACUGAGUCGUUUAAGAGUUUUAUCAGUUGUUAUUUUAUGAUGAAAACACGUUUGAAAUGUGGCGACAUCCCGUUGGAAAAUAAUCUUAAAAACGUUGAGAUUUCAUUGCAGGUUAUUAACAAAAUGCAGCUUCAGAAUACGUUAAAAACUCAUGUAGCUGUAGCAUACUGUCAGCAUUUGUAUCAUGAACUCAGUUAUUAAAUUGAAAAUGUCUUCAGUGGAACAGACAAAAGACUGGAUUAAAAGAUGCUUUAGUAAUGUGAUGAGGACAAAAAUCAUGUGCGAUAUCAGCAUGUGAUGGUCAUCAUGUACAGAAUCACUGCUGUAUGACUUGAGUACUCUGUAAUAUUAUAAUUAUUGGUACUCAAACUUAAACCUUUUGGUUUAAAAGGGAUAUUUGAUGGAAGAGAAAGAUGAUUGCUUUACAUUGCUAUAUUUUGUAAAUUAUUGUCUAAAGCUUUUCAUCCUCUUUGCUAUUUGUAGAUUCACGACGAGCUUUCUCACAAAAACACACAGUUUGUACUGUAACUGUCAUUGUGCAAAUAGUGAUGUGGCCUUACUGUAUUUGUUAGGCAUCAUAGAGUGCUGCAGGAAUGAGUCCUAAAACCCGGAAGUGAGCAUUUUAGCACUUCAGGUUCCCUCGUCUCAAAGUCAAUAGGUUUUUUGAAUGCGUUUAUAUUUAGAUGCCUGAAAUAAGGUCUGUGGUUAACACAAGUUUAAGAUAUUUUUACGUUUUUUCCUAUAAUACAAAACACGUCAGUAAAUAUCCCACUCGUGGAUUUUUAAGCCUUUAUGUGUCUUAAAAAAAGUGGUUGCUAACAAGUGGCUAAAUGAGACUACUAAACAUCAUCACGCUGAGUAAUCCGACUUUACAUUCUUGUUGUGUACACUCAACACUCAUGCGACCGUGGUGAAGUUUAUUGCCUAACAUUAGCUUUUCACUUCUGGCGAUUGCAUUUACGCUUCAAAAAUCAUAAAAGUGGUGUUUAUUUGUUGAGAUUAUCUUGCUGAACACAACGU
Sebastes umbrosus (honeycomb rockfish) is the source of this 2758-nucleotide messenger RNA. RefSeq names its product beta-1,3-N-acetylgalactosaminyltransferase 2 (gene b3galnt2). The record is from RefSeq and is a predicted model, not a curated record. Gene Ontology annotation, molecular function: hexosyltransferase activity. NCBI's taxonomy places the organism in Eukaryota, Metazoa, Chordata, Actinopteri, Perciformes, Sebastidae. The coding region runs from base 165 to 1658 and encodes 497 amino acids. The transcript is spliced from 12 exons. Gene Ontology annotation, cellular component: membrane.